CAAAAGCGCUGGCGACCACUGAAGCUCCUGGGGGCCUUCGGGGUCCGGGCUGCGCCUGUGCCCGCGGGAAGGCUGGGCGCUGCCCAAACACAGCCCCUGCUCCAGGCCAGCCCCGCAGGGAGACUACUGGGGCGGUGGUAGGUGGGCGAGGCCGGGUCGGGGGCUGCUGUGGGCUGCCGACAGGCAGCGCGCAGGGCAGCCCUCGGGAGACGGCCAAUGGCGGCGGCGCUUUGGGCGCGGGGGGCGACUCGGCGCUUGUUGGCGGCGCUGCAGGGCCAGAGCCUACGGCUCGCGGCCGUGUCGUCAGAUACUCACAGGUUGACUGCAGAGGAGAGGAACCAAGCUAUACUUGACCUUAAAGCAGCAGGAUGGUCGGAAUUAAGUGAGAGAGAUGCCAUCUACAAAGAAUUCUCCUUCCACAGUUUUAAUCAGGAGCCGCACCACCGUCCUCUAAAGCACCUAGACCUGAAACGGAAUAAUUAUCCUGGUGAUUUGUUACCAAGAACUGGUCAGUCGUCCUGUAGUGCCUUUCACAGGACUGCUGCUGGCCUGGAUACAGCUGCCUUCCCUCUAGAGUUCUGGCAUUUGGCUUUAUGUCCCGAGUUGCCCUACAAGCAGAGAAGAUGAAUCAUCACCCAGAAUGGUUCAAUGUAUACAACAAGGUCCAGAUAACUCUCACCUCACAUGACUGUGGUGAACUGACCAAAAAAGAUGUGAAGCUGGCCAAGUUUAUUGAGAAAGCAGCUGUUUCUGUGUGAUUUCUUCCAAAAUACAUGUAAAAUCUUGUACACAUCUUAGCUGCAAUGUAUGUUGAAGGAAAUUUAUGUAAACAGAGUUGUUCUUUUUUUUUUUUUUUCCAGACAGAGUCUUGCUCUGUUGCCCAGGCUGGAGUGCAGUGGCCUGAUAUCAGCUCACUGUAACCUCCACCUCCUGGGUUCAGGCUAUUCUCCUGCCUCAGCCUCUUUAGUAGCUGGGAUUACAGGCAUGCACCACCACGCCUGGCUAAUUUUUGUAUUUUUAGUAUAGACGGGGUUUCACCAUGUUGGUCAGGCUGGUCUCGAACUCCUGACCUCGUGAUCCACCCACCUCGGCCCCCUAAAGUGCUGGGAUUACAGGCGUGAGCCACCACGCCUGGCUGUUGAGUUGUUCUUAAGGCAUCAUAUCUAGAAGCAAAAAAAAAAUAAAAGAAAAAUAACAAUUUAU
Chlorocebus sabaeus (green monkey) is the source of this 1203-nucleotide messenger RNA. It is a transcript of the gene PCBD2, whose product is annotated as pterin-4 alpha-carbinolamine dehydratase 2. Gene Ontology annotation, biological process: tetrahydrobiopterin biosynthetic process. The record is from RefSeq and is a predicted model, not a curated record. Gene Ontology annotation, molecular function: 4-alpha-hydroxytetrahydrobiopterin dehydratase activity. Lineage: Eukaryota; Metazoa; Chordata; Mammalia; Primates; Cercopithecidae.